GCGAUUUCAUAUGGGAAAGUUCGGGAUGCUUUUCGCACCAGAGGGUGUGCAUCCUGCCCAUAUAGCCACGUCUAGAUGGUUCACUUGCUUCGUAACAAGUGAGCAGGUCAGCCUUAAGUGCCUUCGUCCAUUGAAAGCGCUGAAGACGACUGUUUUGUGUGCUCGCUCGACUUUCUUGAGAAGUGCCUUGAGAUGGCUCUUCGUCGUCAGCGGCACGUCUAGUCUCCGGGACUAGCCUGGGAUCCAAAGCCAAAUUUGAUUGCUCUCCCUCAUAUCCGUGAGAGCUACCCCCUAUAGGUAAGGUAGAAGCGUCACCUGCAGGGGGGCGGGGUGGGUCCGUGCUGACUCAGCGGAGCUAAAUGAGUCAAAUCCAAAAAUGUCAAAUUUGAGAAGUAGAUUUUUCGGUCCUCAGGCGGGUAGUAGUCGACCCAGUCCUACAGAACCCCGCCCCCCUGCAGGUGACGCUUCUACCUUACCUAUAGGGGGUAGCUCUCAUGGAUAUGAGGGAGAGCAAUCAAAUUUGGCUUUGGAUCCCAGGCUAGUCCCGGAGACUAGACGUGCCGCUGACGACGAAGAGCCAUCUCAAGGCACUUCUCAAGAAAGUCGAGCGAGCACACAAAACAGUCGUCUUCAGCGCUUUCAAUGGACGAAGGCACUUAAGGCUGACCUGCUCACUUGCUACGAGGCAAGUGAACCAUCGAGACGUGGCUAUAUGGGCAGGAUGCACACCCUCUGGUGCGAAAAGCAUCCCGAACUUUCCCAUAUGAAAGCGCAACAUCUACGCGAUCAAGUAUCCCGUCUCAAAAAAACCGGAUUUGACAAACCCCGAACAGGAAUUGAGAAACGAUGCAGGACUACGCAAGCGGAAGUAAAUCGAGGGAAUGAGAUAGUGCCGGCUGCUACUGGUGUAGUUCAUUCUACACGUGAGACAUUAGUUGCUGAGACACAGGAUGGAAUAUCUCAGGAUGAGCCAGUAUUAGAGAGUGAGAGAUCUGAUACUGAGACACAGGAUCGGGUAUGUCAAAAUACCCCACCACCACCUGUGUUAGAGGCUUCACCACCUACGCCUCUGAUACCCGGAGAUAUCCCAGCACUACCUGUGUUAACGGCGGAAACAGCCACGCCACUCACUUCGACCACGGAAGCGAACGUAGAGGAAACUCCGAUCCUUCCUGCUGAGCCACCAAACACUCGUUUGGAAGAGCUUAAAGAACGGUUUCAAAAUAUCCUGUUCAUAACCGAUAAUGACCUUUCCAAACGCAAACGUCCAAAGUAUCGCAAAACGUUUGCCAAAGCACAAGACCUUGCUUUAAUCAACCAGAUCGUCGACGAUCAUCUAAAUCACACAAGUAGCCUACUCGAAAUCGAUAGCUCAGUCUAUGCUGCAAUGUGUGCUCUUUCUCCUGCCCCCAAGUCUACUGAGACAGCCGAGGAGAAAACAUGCAAGCGUAUAGAGCAACUUGACUCCAAGUUGACCCCUCUUCGACAGACGGUAUCACGUAUCGAGUGUGUGUUAGAGUACCAGAAAGCUGGUAAACCCUUCACCCCAAAGGUGCGAGCCUUCGCGCGUGAACUCAGGCACCAACACCACACACUAAACAAGGGUAUCCUGCUCACUAUCAAGCAGCGAAACAUUGAAAAGAUACGUGCACUAGCUCUCGCUCGAAAAAAGCUAGUUAAACGCGAGAAGUGUAUUCGAGAGAACAAGAUCUUUGUAUCGAAUCCUUCCCGUUUAUUUGCAAAACCCCCUUCUCUCGUCGAGAAUCCACCUUCGAUAGAGCAAAUCGAUGGCUACUGGCGUGAUUUAUAUGAAAAGUCGACCAGUGUAGAUAAAAAUAUAAGACCAAUCAAACUGUUCGAAAGGUUCUGCAACGCGCGCCUAGCAGAACAAGCGGUCCUAACAUCUGUUACCGCUGAUGAAGUAUCCCUUGCUUUCAAAGGCAAGAAGAAUCAUUCGGCGCCUGGCAUGGAUGCUGUGUCCAACUUCUGGUGGAAACGUUUAACUUCCACACACGCACAUCUUGCUAGGCAUUUUACUUCAUACAUCCUUGGGUUCGGGACCUUUCCAACGUGGUUCGCGGAAGGACGAACAGUUUUGAUUCCCAAGAAAGGAGACCUUUCAGUUCCGAGCAAUUAUCGCCCGAUUACAUGUCUCAAUACCGUGUACAAAGCGUUCACCUCCAUUCUUAAUGAACGCAUACUCACAACCAUAGAACCGGUUUGGCAGAUGAUAUACGAGCAACGCGGCUCCAAACGAGGUAUAUCAGGUUGCAAAGAUAAUCUUCUUGUUGACAGAUGUAUCUGUCAAGACGCUCGUCAGUAUCAGCGCGACCUGAGUAUGGCCUGGAGCAGUCUAUCUCAAGCUCUCAAAGCUGUCCAUCAGUACACGAAGGCUAUUGGCAUGGAAUUCGGACUUGAUAAAUGUGCCGUCAUUCAUUGUAAGAGGGGUCGUGUCCCUGAUUAUGAUGCAGACGUGCAGCUCACAGAUGGAAGCAUCGUGAAACAUCUCGAUGAAGAAGAGCUCUACACAUAUUUGGGUGUCGGUGAAAACCACAUUCAAAGUGUGUCUACUGUCAAAGAAGCUCUUCGCGGCAGCCUCACAUAA
Chrysoperla carnea is the source of this 2605-nucleotide messenger RNA. RefSeq lists its product as uncharacterized. The coding region runs from base 377 to 2605 and encodes 742 amino acids. The transcript is spliced from 4 exons. The record is from RefSeq and is a predicted model, not a curated record. NCBI's taxonomy places the organism in Eukaryota, Metazoa, Arthropoda, Insecta, Neuroptera, Chrysopidae.